Brienomyrus brachyistius is the source of this 4029-nucleotide messenger RNA. It is a transcript of the gene shld2, whose product is annotated as shieldin complex subunit 2. Gene Ontology annotation, biological process: regulation of double-strand break repair via homologous recombination. Gene Ontology annotation, cellular component: site of double-strand break; nucleus. The transcript is spliced from 9 exons. The record is from RefSeq and is a predicted model, not a curated record. Lineage: Eukaryota; Metazoa; Chordata; Actinopteri; Osteoglossiformes; Mormyridae. Bases 1410 to 3803 code for a protein of 797 amino acids.
UCCGGGUGAGCGGCUGCCCCCUGGCUGCCCCACGGCUGCCCGUUGCCCUGGGCUCUCCUCGGUGAAUGUGCUGAGUCCUCAGCUUUAUGUAACCCCGAUACCCUGCGGACUGGAAACAGACUCUGCCCAGAUCAGCAGAUGAGAUAGUAAAACUCAAUGGCUGCAAAUCAGGGUAUAGAGAGUCCCACUGCAUCAGAUAAAUCCCCUAAUAAUUAACUGCCAGCCCAGCCAACUGCCAGCCAUUUCUUCUGUAAAGUCCAUUAACUGGUACUCUGUUAGUCUGUACCUGCGGCAGUCUGUACCACCAGCCAACUCUCACUCCAGAUGAAGGCGGCGCUGCCACCCAUGCCGACUGUAACCUGAUCCUUUUAAUUGUCGCCCCCUGGGGGAGGCAGCAUGUCAGUACAGCAGGGGGGCCCAGUGGGAUCUAUAAACAUAAUAGUAGGAUGUCUGGAGCUGCGCUAUUACAUGGAGUCAGAGCUAUGCCACAUUGAUCUUUGCAUUCUAGAAAGCAUAAUUACCAUCACAUGUCUUGUUUUUGCAUUAUUUCCUGCACUUCUGCAUAGGAAAAACACAUGGCAAACAUUUCCUGAGGCUUUUUUUCUAGGACCUUUAUCUAUAUGUACAUCCCCACAAGCCCCCUAACCUCGACUGCUUGCACCACCCCCCUAGCUCUGGCUCUCGCUCCUGGUUUCCCAACUGGAGCUGUGUAAUCAAACACGGUCUAGUUUCAGAGUGCCUGCCUCGUCCUUUCAUUGGCUCGCUGAUCGACAACACCCACCCGCCUGGUCAAUGAUAUUUUUGGGAGUUACCUAUUAAACUAUGUGGGUGUUUUUUCCCCAAACACUCCACAGAAGGACUUACCAAAUUCAUAGAAUCUGGACCUGUCUUGACCGGGUUAUCUGGAUUCUGUUGUAGUGAUGCAUGAUGGGUCACAUGCGUGUUGCUCAACCGUAAUAGUGUGUAUACAUGCUUUCAGCAUUUGUGCUGUGCCUACGGGCUCAACGUUAACCAAUAAGGGCUGCUUCAGUGCGUUUCCUCACAUGUGAAGCUUCUUCAGAACAUAACCACAAACUCACCUUAUCUAGUCCCAAUAAGUGUCACUUGAUGGAGAAGCAGGUGUUGGUUCAAAUCCCUCUGUAUUUGCCUUGAGCUGCAUACGUAAACUCAGUAUGUAUUAGUAAAAAUUUCAAGUUGUGCUACAUGAAAGCAAUAGCUCACAAACUUUGUUUGUUUUUGGUAUACAACACACAGUAUUUAAAUGUUCAACAUAUGUAUACAUACAAUUGUUACCAUAAAGGAAACCACGAAUGGCUUGGACUGUGGCUGUAAUUCACACCAGGAAUGCGUUCCUUCAAUGCUGUAACUGUUAGCUCAGCUGCUGUCUUGUGGAGGGGUGCCCCAUACCAAUGACGUCACCAUACAGCCAACUCCAGAGUUUCCCGGAAGAAGCUUUCAGGUGGCUGAGUUGGAACUCCAUCACGAGAGCAUCUUCACAGCGCGGUGACAACAUGGCAGCUGCGCCGACUAUCCAUGUUUUCUUGGGCGCCCCGGGUCUGUCUCUCGACGACGUGCCUGGUCCCAACCCGGACCAAGGCCCAUGGAAGACGGUGAACCUCCGUUUAGAAGGGGGGAAACUGCAGCCCAGGAAACAUGAGUCUGGAGGCAUUCCAGGGGAGCAGGGUGGGGUGGACCCUGUUACGCUCACUAAUGAGGGAUUAGAACAACUGAACAUCUACCCCCUGGACAGAAGCACCUCAAAGAGAGACACUGCACUCUCACAAAAAAAAUGGGCAGACCACGAAGGGCAGGGCUCAUGCCCCAGCACAGUCCAGGAUUACUUGGACAGCUGCUUCCCACAGCAUGGUCCAGGCCCGACAGGGGCGAGGCCCAGUGGCUCAGUGUCUGCGGGGACAGAGUACUUGAGUAUCUGGACCAUCAGCCAGGUGCUUAUGCUGAGAGGGAAACUGGGAACAGGGCAGAAAGAAGAAGUGGCAGAGAGGCCACCCACAAUCCCAGAGAGUAGCCCAGAGCUGUACAGCUCAGCAGGUGGCGAGAGUGAGAUAGGGGGACCGGGCACUGACAAGAGGCCACAGGAGCUCUUCAGUGCUCUGAGUGGUAGACAGGAAGAAGGUGGCUUGGGACUGGAGGCCACACCAGAUGGCAUCCUCUGCUCCCAGAGUUCCCCCACAAAAACAACGGGGGAGAUUACAGAUGCAACAGGCCAUGCGCAGCCCACUGCCUCAGUGAGCUUCUCUGUUCAGGGCUCUUCAGUGUCCCCAGCCUCCAAGAAGAGCAGAGCAUCCCCUAGUGUGGCAAGGAUCCAGGAGCAGCCAGGGCCAACGCACAGGAGCCUGCAAAUGAACUCGUGUGACUCCACCACACUACUGGCCUGGUGUGUGACCAGGGGAAUGCCUUGCUCCAUCCUGGUUGUUGUACUGUACCCAUGUCACCUGAAGGAGGUUAAGGUGAAGUCAGGGGCCUGGGCAGGAUCCACGGUUCCCCUGGCAACCAUUGUGGUCACUGACCAAUCAGGUGUGGAGAUGAAGGUGGUGUUAUGGAGAUAUGCAGCAUUCUGGGCCCUGACCGUGUACCCAGGCGAUCUGCUGCUGAUUAAAGGCGUGACCAUCCAUGAAGAUAAGUGGAGGGGGGAGGUGGUCCUGCAGUCCACACGUUCCAGCAAGCUGCUGAACCUGGGCCAGGUCACUUGCGACCACCAGCCACCAGCCCCGUGUGGUGUCAGUCAGUACACUCUGGAUGAGCUCUGCUCCCACAUGCGGGAGAAGUACCGCCCCCUGAUGACCCUCCCAGCCCGAAUCCCCCAGGACCCUCAGGACAUCCCUUAUGUCCACCUCAGGUCGCUGAAGCCAGACACACUGGUCCACGCUGUGCUGAGAGUAGUCAGUAGCUCUCUGUUCAAAGCUUGGCGCACAGAGGCGGCGAGCUUUUCUCGGACAGGAGCCGUGCAGAAGGCUACGCUGACUGUAGAGCAAGGAGAUGGCCAGCAGAGGGAGCUGGUGCUAUGGGGAGUCGCGAUGACCUGGCUGAACCGUAUCCAAAGGAACAAAGACGCAGUCUGGGAUUUCCGAGUUCUUUUGGUGAAACAGAACAACAUAUCUGGCCAUCUGGACCUGCACUCCACACCCUGGGGUGCCUGCAAACCCCUCUUUCCCGGCGAUACAAAGGCGACAGUGUUCUGUAGUGCGAUCCGGCCAUAUCUGGGCCUGGCCAGCUUUGAGAUCGACCUGCAGACCCUACUGUCGCAGAAAUACACAGGUGACGUGGAGCUGAGGUGUCACAUCACGGGCUUCCAGUUCCAAAGCAGCUCCUUCCAAGAUGCCUCACCAGUACUGAAUGGGGACACGCCAUUGGAGGGGAUUUUGUUAGCUCUCUCUGGGGACGUGACCUUCACCGGCUGUGGGCAGUGUGGCUCGGAGCUGGCCACCGAUGCCAACGGGAUCUACCGGUCCUGUUACCCAUGCCUGCCCCACACUGCUGUUCGCCGCUACUAUAGGCCUGCCCACAUAACGGUGAGGGAGGGGGACAGAGAGGUCGGCAUCCGGGUGCCCUCUGUACUCGUGCAGAAGAUUUUGAAGGAUGUUCCCCCAGAGAAGCUGAACAAGGCUGUGGCUUCUGUCUCGGACAGAACUUUUGUCCAGGUGGUGGCCGAGACACUCUGCUCUCUGCUCUCCGAUCCCCUCUGCACCGCAUCGCUGACUAUCCACAGCCACUUCCAGUGUGAUGAGAACAGCAUCCCCAUUGCCCACGACCUCCUCCUGCUGGACUUCACCCUGCAGCGUUGAUGAUGUUUGCUGGACUUAUCAUCCUGAAUUUCAUGUACCCAGUCCCCCCUGGUAUUGGCUCCAGGCUCACUGUGACUGUGACUCGCGGUGACUGUUUGCUUUAAUUUAUAUUUUGUCUAAUAAUUCCUUUUUAUUUAAUAUUUUAUUUUUUUGCGAUUGUAAUGGAAUUCUGAUUACAUAUUAAGUUUUUUUUUACUUCUACUAAUAAAUAAUAAUUCCUUACUAA